AUGUCUCGGAUGACAGCUUCUUCCGCAAGUUCUUCGACCACCUCAGGUAGAUGUCGUGGGUCAGAGGAGCUCUUACAGGCAAUGACUGUAUCAGAUCUUCCCAUUGAGACUAUCACGUACAGCAAGCAGUGUACAAUUAUCACCGACGAGGAACACAUCACCUUUUCUAACCCUCAUCCUCGUGCACCCCCGCCUAUACUAUCAAAUGCUUCGCACCAAUCCAGCAUCCUGUCGCCACCUUCCACACCAGGAUCUGAUCUUCGGAUCAGAUCCUUCGAUCAGAUCCUGGUGGCCCUCUUACAGAUGCCCUCACAGAUGUCAUGGAGCACGUUGCUCCUUACGUCCCACCCAUCCCUCACCCUAGCGAGCUUGGGUCAGGAGGUAGGAAUUUUCUUUCACUGGCUUGAUGUUGGUGAACGUACUCUGGGCAUCAGUGGAGCCAUUCAGGUCAAGCAAGAGACUUGGGCAGAUGCUUUGCACCUGUAUAUGAGGGAAUACGAGGAAGGCGCGGUGGUUGUUCUGGCCACUCCAUUCCCUCAUACCAUUAUCUCUGCAUUGCCUGCCUUGUCUGCAACUUCCAGCGAGGAUAGUAUCUGGACGCAUAUUGAGGACCUGUUGGAACAGAUGAGCCAGGUCACGUGGUACUAG
Suillus subalutaceus is the source of this 648-nucleotide messenger RNA. RefSeq lists its product as uncharacterized. The transcript has 5 exons. Bases 1 to 648 code for a protein of 215 amino acids. The record is from RefSeq and is a predicted model, not a curated record. Lineage: Eukaryota; Fungi; Basidiomycota; Agaricomycetes; Boletales; Suillaceae.